GUCUACGCUGCAGUGCGGACAAAAACUGUGGAGUAGGAUGGACCGAGAGCCGUGGCGUUGGAGAGCAUAUAACCGUAUUUUAAACCGAGACAUCAAGUAUUAAGACAAAGCAUUGUAUCGGACUAGUUUUUCGGAAUUGGACCCACUUGCUUACCUGGAUUUUAGUCGUCGACAAUGUAUUUCAAUUGUGCAUUCAUGCAAAGCCUACACCUGUACACUGCAGUUUGUAAUCAUAGGAAUCCGCUUGCCUGACACAUUUGUGUCGAAGAAAUAGGAUAUUAUUAUAAUUUAGAAAAAUGCAAAUAUUUUUUGUAGUGUUAGGUCAAUACACAAUUGAAGAAAAUCAAAUGUUUGAUUGAAUUUAUUGGAGGUUUCGCUUGGGAUAAUUGCCUGCUAAAUGCAUAGGAGUACGGUUCAUUUUAGCGUCGGAUAUCGGAGUAGAUGUUUAUAUGGACCUUUGAAAAGUUCUCGCAAUGGAUUUGGUCAUACAUGGGAAAAUGAUGCUAUUAUUGAGUGUAUAGCUGUAGCAGUACUGUUUGUCAGAGGAAGUCUUCUCCCACCUUAAAAUCCCAAAUGAAGAUUCCAAAAAGACGGAAAAGACUAACGUGCCGUCUCUGCGCCAGAUAAAUGGCUCAUUUAAGUUGGGAGCUGCUCGCGUUCUGUCGGGCUGGCAGAUGCAGUGCCUAGUGCCAGCCCUCCAGGACCACGCCAACAUGAAUGGGGCUGGGGAGACGGCGGACAUACUGCCGCCUAACUGCAUGGUCAAGGACCGAUGGAAAGUGCUGAAGAAAAUCGGAGGAGGAGGUUUUGGGGAGAUCUACGAAGCGCUGGACCUAUUGACGCGGGAGAACGUGGCGUUGAAGGUGGAGUCGGCCCAGCAGCCCAAACAGGUCCUGAAGAUGGAGGUGGCAGUCCUGAAGAAACUGCAGGGUAAAAACCAUGUGUGCAAAUUUAUUGGCUGUGGGAGAAAUGACAAAUUCAACUACGUGGUCAUGCAACUUCAGGGGGUGGAGCAGGGACGCAAUUUGGCUGACCUGAGGAGGAGCCAGCCUCGGGGGACUUUCACCAUGAGCACCACGCUCCGCCUGGGGAAACAGAUCCUGGAGUCUAUAGAGGCCAUCCACUCUGUCGGCUUCCUGCAUCGAGAUAUCAAACCGUCAAACUUCGCCAUGGGAAGGCUGCCUUCGACCUUGAGGAAGUGUUACAUGCUAGACUUCGGCCUCGCGCGGCAGUACACCAAUACCACUGGAGAAGUCCGCCCUCCGAGAACUGUCGCAGGUUUUCGAGGAACUGUCCGAUAUGCCUCAGUCAAUGCACAUAAAAACAAAGAAAUGGGCCGACAUGAUGACCUAUGGUCUUUAUUUUACAUGUUGGUGGAAUUUGCAGUGGGGCAGCUACCAUGGCGGAAAAUCAAGGACAAGGAGCAAGUUGGGCAGAUAAAAGAGCGAUAUGACCAUAGGAUGCUGCUGAAACACAUGCCUUCGGAGUUUCAUAUCUUCCUCGACCAUGUAUUGGGCCUUGACUACUACACCAAGCCGGAUUAUCAGCUGCUGAUGUCGGUGUUUGAGAACAGCAUGAAGGAGCGCAUCAUCAUGGAAAAUGAGCCGUUUGAUUGGGAGAAAGGAGGGACGGACUCCACACAGUCAACAAGCGCCUCCAACCAACCACAACACAACACACGGCCCACCGUCGCCAUGGUGGGAGCCCUCAACACCCCGGUGCCCGUAGACCUCCAGAGGGAGAACACGGAGAACGUGCUCCAGGACGAGCACCUCAGCGACCAGGAGAACGCCCCUCCGGCCCUGCCCCCCGGUGGGAGCCGCCAGGGUGGCGGUGGCCAGACGCCCGCUAAGGGCGAGGGAUGGGAGGACACCGACUUCAACCGCAACAAACUCAGGAUCAGCCUGGGCAAGGGGGCCCAGGAGGGGGAUGAACCCAGCAGAGGGGCCUGUCCCAUGUCUCCGUGCCGGGCAGGAGCGGCCCCCGAGUCCCCCAGUGGCCAGAUGCGCUCCCUCCGGUAUCGCCGCAUCAACAGCCCCGAGUCAGACCGCAUGUCGGCCGCUGAUGGGAGGGGCGUCGACGGAUACGGCCAAAGUAUCAGGUCCCGCAUGGACAUCCUGGGAUCGCCCUCGCGCCACGUGUACUCGUCCCAGCCGGCCAUGAUGCUGUCUGUGGACUGCGGCCUGCAGCGCGGGCGGCACGGCGAGGGCUCGGUGGCGUCCGUGGACCAGGAAGCCCACAGUAAUGCCUUUAUCAGAUCGGUACCGCUGGCAGAGGAAGAAGACUUUGAUAGCAAGGAGUGGGUGAUCAUCGACAAGGAGACGGAGCUGAGGGACUUCCAGCCCACCACGUCGGGCACAACCGAUGAGGAGCCUGAGGAGCUGAGGCCACUGGAGGAGGGAGAGGAGAGGAGGAGGUUGCGGGGAGGAGGGGCGGAGAUGGUGGUGCGACCCAAGACGACCCACACGACCAACAGCAGCCGGGGCAUGCUCACACUCACCGAGGAGGAAGCCUCCAGACGAAGUGGGGGAAGCCCCGCCAUGUCGCCGUGUCAUUCACUCCCGUCAGGCCGUCCUAUUGGACCGCAAAGACCGGUGAUCAUGUCUCCGACUGAGCACAAUGGCUUAUCUCAGCCUUGUCCAGACUUCAGGACCAAGGGCCAGCUGGACGAGAAGGAGCAUUUCCACAUCCUUCCCCAGCUCCAGGUCAAGCGGGCCGACUUCCUCACCGUCAUGCUGACUGGCACCCUUCCUCAGCGGCGAACCUUCACAGCAGCUCUGCCGGCAGAGAACGAGGUCCGGGAGCCCCAUGGCCCGCGGGACGAUGACGUGACCAAGAGUGAGUCGAACAGCGAGGCCAGCCAAAAAAGCACAGAGCGGAGCCAGGAUGGGGCCCCUGAUACCCUCAUGGCCGAGGAUGGUCCCAGGGGCCCCCGAGAACCCGCCUCGGCCGCAGAUGCUGACCCUGACUUGGAGGACGGCUCCAAGACCCUGGUUCUGUUCUCGCCGGGGGAUCCCCGGAAGUCUCCAUCCACUGGGGGGGAACACGUCCUGCUGGAGGUUGACUUCGGGACACCGUCUGCCUCUACCCCUAGGAACGAUAUGCCUCUGGUGGGUGCAGGCAGCCAGCCAGAGCUCUCCUUCACACUGAGGUCGGACUUGAGGCCAUCCACCCCAAUCGCCCCUGCAUCUCCCCCCUUCACCAAAGUUGAGCGCACCUUUGUCCACAUCGCCGAGACUUCCCACUUUAACGUCAUGUCUUCCAGAGGUCAGACCGCAAAGGAGAGCAGCGACCUCUCGGCCGUUACCCAGGAGACCUCACCAUGGGAAGGAGACUCCCAUGAUCAGACCGUACAUGUUGAACAGAGUGAGGAAUCCCAGCGUCUUUCCAGAGAGUCCCAAGCCCAUUCUAUCCCAGACGUGACCCUGGAGAAGGGUGUUACUCGCACCAAACCAGACGACCGCUCACCGCUGGUUUUUGUUAAGUCCUUGGAGCCUGUCCCAGAAGCCAUGUCGCCCAUUCUGGAACACAAAACUCUCUCUGCAGAUCCCAACAAGGGGGCAUUGUCUACCGAAGGUGUUCCCGAGUCCAACGCUGGAUUACCGUAUACCGCACUCAGGCAGAGGGUCAAAAGCCGCAUCCCGGUUCUACUGUCUGAAGAGGACACAGGCUCGGAGCGUUCAGCCUCGCUCUCUGCCCGAGCACGACUACGGAAGAGAGCCCGGCAACUGGACCUGGCACGCCUGGUGGUGCAGAAGCAGCAGGGCCGCUGGAUGAGGCUACCCUCGGGGACAUCCUCCUCGUUGUCCUCUGGCGAUGGGAGGGCCUCCGAGACGCUCUCCACCACCGGCUCGGAGGAAGACACCCACGCCUCGGACGAGUCCCUGGCCAGGAGGAGCUCAUGUCUGAAGGCCAGGGCAGUGGCUGGGGGGGACCAGAGCCAUACGGAGUGGCGCAGCAGGAUCCCCAGGCCCGUCACCCCCAUCAAGAGGCCCUCGGGGCGGCUGGUGGCCGCCGUGGCCUCCCCUCUCGCGUUGCCAGGAUCGGGCAUUUGUAGAGAUGCAUCCACCUUUGGUAAUGGGCUCCAAGUUCAGAAGAUAGGACUGAGCACUCUCCCGACCCAGAGGCGGUCUAAACCUCUGCAGACUGGCUCCUCGUCUUCCUCCUCCUGUCCGAGGCCAUGUCCUGUCCCCGCCCAGCCCUGCGGCAGCCCCCGCAUGCCCCUGCGCUGCGUUUUCAUGACCCGACGCAGCCUAAGCACCUCCCACUGCAGGACAGACAGCCCCUCCCCCCAACGUGUCCGUCCAACUAGACAGCCCCUCUCUGUCCGGCCCACAACUGCCCCUCCGCUCCGGCCCAGGGCUAAUACUACUACCACCACCAUGAAACAGGCCAACUCACAGGGCUGCUUUACCCAGGCAUUCACCGCUAUGCCUGACAGAAUCCGAGCCAAAUCCACAGGCCCUGCCAAAGCGAAACAAAGCAGAGAGGACAAGAUGGCUACCUCGAGAUAGUAAACAGAUUCACUGGGAUGAAACGCAUACACUUCUCUGUUGUCCUCAGAGUGACUCAAUGCCUCAAAAAGCUCCAGGACGACCCCAAAUUAAGACUGACGCGGUUUCCCAUCUUUUUUUAAUCUUUCAAUUACCUUCUCUGAUCCAAAUCAUGUACCUCUACUAACUAGACCAUGACGACAACAACAUUUACAUGAGCUUCCAGUCAAAGAACUGUACGCUGUUCACCGGUGCAUUGUAUAAAUGUUCCUUUUGUUUCUGAGGUUGAACAUUUCUUUAGGUUUGUGGAUUUUGCAUCCUAUAUGCAAGAAAUGUAUUUGAACGAAGUCGGUCAUCAUGACCCCUUUGCAAGCCAAGUUGCAAUCUUUCUCAACACAGAAACGUCUCACACCGAUGUACUAAGUUAUCAUCGACAAUAUCUGGCUCACUUUACAUUGCAUGGUAUAGAUAUCACAAACACUUUUGAUAAGUUGAAUAAUGUUAAGGAAAUGUACGAAAGUCUCAAUCUUCCAAUGGUCUGACACGAUAACCAAUUCUGAUAGAAUGCAAAGGCCAAAAUCAUUCCCAACUCUGGUCAGAUGUGUUAAAAGAGGAAGGUUGGAUUAUGGGGUAAAUUACUGCCGAUACUAAGCGACUGCAGAAGUAAUAUUGCUGGCCUCCUUGUUAGCGUGUGACAAUGGGCAUGCGUUAUAUCAUUCUAUUUUUGGGGUGUUUGAUUAUAUUUACAUUCCGAAGACGUGUAUAUAAUAUGAUCAUUUCUUGAAAAAGACAUCUUUAUUUUUUAUCUUGUGAAAACAACCUGUAUAUUUUGCCUUUCCUCUGCUGUUGAACAAUGUUGGCAAAUAUGCCUGUUUUUUUAUGCAUGAGAAAAAUAAGGUUAACUUUGAGCGAUAGAUACCGCCUUUUAAUGUUCUGACAAUGAAAUGAAUGGUGGAUCAUUGGAACCCAUGUUUUGUGUUUGUAUUGGGUAAAUGAAACCUACAAUUGCAGGGCACUGAGCUAAAGUAAAAUCAUGGUCAUGUGGAUUGACUAGCUCCUG
Messenger RNA from Salmo salar (Atlantic salmon), 5553 nucleotides. The record is from RefSeq and is a predicted model, not a curated record. NCBI's taxonomy places the organism in Eukaryota, Metazoa, Chordata, Actinopteri, Salmoniformes, Salmonidae.